CUGCGUGCGUGCUGUGGGUUUCUCCUUCAGUUUCCUCUCAUUGCCUGAGGUUGGGCCCGAACACGGCGGUACAUUUCCUUGAGAGUCUUCUACAUUCAUGCUGUAGAAGCUAUGAAAGUCGUGGGAAACUAUAGAGUCAACACUGCAAACUCAACCACUGAUAUGUCCAGAGAGCACUUGACCUGUCUUAGAAGUCAGCUCUUUGUAGCCUACAGAAAUGGAAGAGUGGAUGAAGCGUCUCUGGGUUUUCUGGAUUGCUGGAUAGGUGGAGACCUGACAAAUUUCAAAGGCUGCUACCUGACUAACCAACUGCCUAUUCAGAUUUUUACAGCCAUCUUCAACAUGAACACGGAUAUAAUCAUAUUCUCACAAUUCAUGUACUACAGGUUAAAGAAUCAGAAGAAAAAAAUUUCUGAAGAUCUACUGAAGGAACUUCAUUUCUGCUGUUUGCAUUGGCCAUGA
Molecule: messenger RNA, 462 nt
Organism: Pan troglodytes (chimpanzee)
Lineage: Eukaryota; Metazoa; Chordata; Mammalia; Primates; Hominidae
Gene: SLC66A1L
Product: solute carrier family 66 member 1 like
Cellular component (GO): lysosomal membrane
Molecular function (GO): L-lysine transmembrane transporter activity
Source: RefSeq, a predicted model, not a curated record